Messenger RNA from Rhododendron vialii, 2282 nucleotides. Its product is annotated as electron transfer flavoprotein-ubiquinone oxidoreductase, mitochondrial. NCBI's taxonomy places the organism in Eukaryota, Viridiplantae, Streptophyta, Magnoliopsida, Ericales, Ericaceae. Gene Ontology annotation, biological process: electron transport chain. Gene Ontology annotation, cellular component: mitochondrial inner membrane. The coding region runs from base 129 to 2120 and encodes 663 amino acids. The transcript has 18 exons. Gene Ontology annotation, molecular function: iron-sulfur cluster binding; electron-transferring-flavoprotein dehydrogenase activity. The record is from RefSeq and is a predicted model, not a curated record.
CAAACCUCGUUCUUUCAAAACCUCAAAAUGUCCGUAAUCUCCGAGCUCCAUCGGGCUUGAAUAGAAGUUAGAACUCUCUCUUCGCACCACGACGGACUUUCAAUCACCACUGCAUCCCCCCAACAGUCAUGCUUCGUCUCCUCUGCAAAUCCAAACCCACACCACUAUCUUCUUAUUCACCCCACUACACUUGCGCAACAACCCAGCACUCUUCAACUCAUCUCUCCGUUCCCCAAAUCACUCCCAACUCAUUCACUCCAUAUAGGUUUCCUCUAAAUUCCCCAAAUCCACUCAAAACCUCAACUGGGUUCCGAUUUUUCCACCAAUACGGCCGAAAAUCGCAGUUUUACGCUUAUGAAAACCCCGUAAACCGGGUUUUCUUACCUGGGUGUUCGCUGAAUUGGAGAAAUGUUGGAAAUUGGAAAGGAAAUGGAGUUGGGUUUAUGAGGGUUCGGAGUUUGGUGGGUGGUGUGACGAGGGGUUUCUGUAGUGAAUCAGAUAGAGAGGUAAUGAGUUAUGAUGUUGUCAUUGUUGGAGCUGGACCUGCUGGGCUAUCCGCUGCUAUACGGUUGAAGCAAUUGUGUCGCGAAAAGGACGUGGAUUUAUCGGUUUGUGUUGUUGAAAAGGGUGCCGAAGUGGGUACUCAUAUCCUAUCGGGUAAUGUAUUCGAACCUCGGGCACUAGAUGAACUACUACCGCAAUGGAAGCAGGAAGGGGCACCAAUAGAUGUCCCUGUUUCAUCAGAUAAGUUUUGGUUUCUCACCAAGGAUCGUGCAAUUUCCUUUCCAAGUCCUUUUGACAACAAAGGAAACUAUGUUAUAAGUUUGAGUCAAUUAGUACGUUGGUUGGGAGAGAAAGCUGAAGAAUUGGGGGUUGAAGUGUACCCAGGCUUUGCUGCCAGUGAGAUUUUGUAUGAUGCUGAUGACAAGGUUAUUGGCAUUGCAACUAAUGAUAUGGGAAUCGCUAAAGAUGGUUCAAGAAGGGACAAUUUCCAAGGUGGUGUAGAAUUGAAAGGCCGCCUCACGCUUCUUGGUGAAGGAUGCCGAGGGUCAUUAUCAGAGAAAAUGAUCGAAAGAUACAACUUGAGGGAGAAGGUACAAGGGCAACAUCAAACUUAUGCUUUGGGAAUUAAAGAGGUGUGGGAAGUUGAUGCAAGCAAACAUGAACCUGGUUUUGUUCUUCACACCUUGGGUUGGCCUUUGGAUAACAAGACCUAUGGGGGAUCCUUUCUGUACCAUAUGAAGGAUAGGCAGGUUUCUAUUGGCCUUGUUGUUGCUUUGAAUUACCACAACCCUUUCUUGAAUCCUUACGAGGAGUUCCAGAAACUUAAACACCAUCCAGCUAUCAAUCGUCUUCUUGAAGGAGGAACUGUUCUCCAAUAUGGUGCCCGUACAUUGAAUGAAGGCGGGUUUCAGUCUAUUCCAUAUCCAGUAUUCCCGGGAGGAGCAAUUAUUGGGUGCUCAGCUGGCUUUUUAAAUGUACCAAAAAUAAAGGGAACGCAUACAGCCAUGAAAUCAGGAAUGUUAGCAGCAGAAGCUGCAUUUGAUGUACUUCAUGAAGGUUUGAAUAUGGACGCAUACUGGAACAACUUGAAGAAUUCAUGGAUAUGGGAAGAACUUUACAGGGCUCGAAAUUAUCGACCAGCUUUCGAGUAUGGACUUUUUCCUGGUUUGGCUUUAAGUGGUUUAGAACGCUACAUAUUCAAGGGAAGGUUUCCAGUGACAUUGAAGCAUGGCAAACCUGAUCACGAAGCAACAGAUGAGGCACACUUACACUCCCCUAUUCAAUACCCAAAACCAGAUGGGAUCGUAUCUUUUGAUGUGCCAACUUCUUUAUACAGGAGCAACACAAAUCAUGAACACGACCAGCCACCUCAUCUUCGGUUGAGAGAUCAAAGCAUCCCUGAACAUGUAAAUUUGCUGAAAUAUGGUGGACCUGAGUCCAGAUAUUGCCCUGCACGUGUAUACGAGUAUGUCGCCGAUGAUAACAGUCAGCUGAAGCUGCAUAUUAAUGCUCAAAAUUGCUUACACUGCAAGGCUUGCGAUAUCAAAGACCCAAAACAGAAUAUCGAAUGGACCGUGCCAGAAGGUGGAGGUGGCCCAGGCUACUCGAUCAUGUAGACUUUUUGCUUUGAUUUUGUUUCAAACCAAAUAAAAUCGACAUUAUGUUAUUACAAUAAAAUCAAUUACAUUGCAUUGCAAAAAAAAAAAGUUAACCUGUAGUGAGGUUUUCUGCAAAACUGUGUAUCCUGAAUUUCUUUUUAUUGGAAUUCCUUGGCUAUA